Mercenaria mercenaria is the source of this 2435-nucleotide messenger RNA. RefSeq names its product protein SCO2 homolog, mitochondrial-like. The record is from RefSeq and is a predicted model, not a curated record. Lineage: Eukaryota; Metazoa; Mollusca; Bivalvia; Venerida; Veneridae. The transcript is spliced from 8 exons. Gene Ontology annotation, biological process: mitochondrial respiratory chain complex IV assembly. Bases 45 to 1031 code for a protein of 328 amino acids.
AUUAUUACUGCAACAAGUUUUGACUGAUCACCGAUUCUAUUUUCAUGCCGAAUACAUUUUGCAAGUUUAUUCAAAUAUCAAAGAAAAUGGAUUCCGUCAUUGUUAGACGAUUAUGCUAUUUAAACAUGAAGCAGCUCAGGAAGUGUGGCCAAUCAUGGAGACAGUUUACAACUCUGAGCAAGCAUUUGGUAUCUUCAUCGAGAGCUGUAUAUCCCAGGAUGUAUUGCAGCAAGUCUGACAAACCAACAACAGAAAGUCCCACAGACAAGGCACCUGACAUAGGUAACUCUGAAGAGAAACCAUUUAUUUCCCCGUUGCAUAAACCUAAACAAAAGAAAGAUUUGUAUGUUGAGUAUCUGAAUGAGAAGAGGAGAAGUGAUAAAGCUAAGACUGCGAAAGGACCAAACAUGGCAGUAAUAGCAGUUACAGCAGUUGGUUUCGUAGGAUUAUAUUUAUACGUGAAGAUGAGGAUGAAGCAGCAUGAAAUCUCUGUGUUAAAAAAGGCUGCAGGUCCACAGGAGGAGGUUCUGAUAGGUGGAGAAUGGGAGCUUACGAAUCAAUAUGGACAAAAAAUAACAAAUAAAGAUUACGAAGGUCACUGGUGCCUCAUAUAUUUUGGUUUCACACAUUGUCCUGAUAUAUGUCCCGAUGAAAUAGAGAAAAUUACAGAAGUUAUGGAUAUAUUAGAUAGAAAUCCAAGGUUACCAAAGUUAAAGGCAUUGUUUGUAACAGUAGAUCCUGACAGAGACUCCCCUGAGGCAAUGAAAAAUUACCUUGCUGAGUUCUCAGAUAAGAUAGUUGGUCUGACAGGUAACAUGGAUGAAUUAAAGAAGAUUUUGAAGGCAUUUAAAGUUUAUUAUUCCAUGGGUCCAAAAGAUGAGGAUGGUGACUAUAUAGUUGAUCAUUCAAUUAUCACAUAUUUGAUGAACCCAGAAGGAAAAUACGAGGCUCAUUUUGCCAGAAGUAAAACAAACGUUCAGGUUGCAAACGUCGUAGAAAGAAAAAUGAAUACAUGGAUUCCCAAAUCAUGAUGAACACUAUAUUUUUCUAUUCUCAUACAUAAGUAGCUGUUUCUAAAAAUAGAUUUCAGUAAAUUCUAUCUUGACCUGUUUACACAUGCCUGGAAAGGAGGACAUUUUCUGAAGUGGACACAAUAAAGUUUGAUACGAACCUUGAACAAAUUAAGUUGAUCACCAAAACUGGAGAGCCAGGGUUAAAAAGUGGUUUUUAGCUCACCUGAGCACUUUGUGCUAAUGAAGAGGUUGUAGGAUUGUUAGAUGUUCAUUAUACCCCCACCAAACAUGUUUGGGGGGAGCUAUAUAGGAGUCAGUUUUGUCGCGUCCCGUCCCGUCACAUCGCAUCCCGAAGUCUAUUGUCUCAGUUUCUACUAAAUGGAUUUGAUUCAAACUUAAAAUAGAUGUAUCACCUUAUCACCCACAUCAUGUGACACAAGGUGCAUAACUCUGACACCAAUUUUUCAUGAAUUAUGCCCCCUUUUAUUUUGAAUUUAAGGUUAAUUUUGAUGCAUUUUCACUAUAUCUCAGUUAUUACUAAAUGGUUUUAAUUCAAACUUAAAACAGUUGUUCCACCUUAUCACCCCCAUCAUGUGACACAAAGUGCAUAACUCUGACACCAAUGUUUCAUGAAUUAUGCCCCCUUUUAAUUACAAUUUAAGGUUAAUUUUGAUGCAUUUUCACUAUAUCUGAGUUAUUACUAAAUGGAUAUGAUUUAAACUUAAAGUGGAUGUUCCACCAACACCCCCAUCUUGUGACACAAGGUGCAUAACUCUGACACCAACUUUUCAUGAAUUAUGCCCCCUUUUACUUAGAAUUUAAGUUAAAUUUUGAUGUAUUUUCACUAUAUCUCAGUUAUUACUAAAUGGAAUUGAUUCAAACUUAAAAUAGAUGCUCAGCCUCAUCCCCCAAAUCACGUGACACAAGAUGCAUAACUCUGACAUCAAUUUUUCAUGAAUUAUGCCCUCUUUUACUUAGAAUUUAAGGCUAAUUUUGAUGCAUUUUCACUAUAUAUAUCAUUCUGAUUGGCUUACAGCCAAAGGGAAGUUUCCUUUUUUAACCUUUUGUACUGAGUUACUUCCCCUUAAACUCCUAGAAUUUGUCUGUUUUUAGAUUUUCAAUAUUUUAGGUAUUUUUCUAACCUUUUUAUUUGCCACUUUUCACAUUUAUUCUGGUUUUUCAUUUGAAGAAAAGAUGUAUUGGGUUCAACUUGCUAGCUUAAAGAAAAUUGAAUAAUUAUCAGGCAUAAUGUUGAACUUUGACCCUAGGUCUAUCUGAAGUUGAAAACACGUCACUGAAAACAGUUCUUUAUGUACAAGUAGAUAUUCUGUGAUCUGAAAAUGGUGGUUUGAUUUUUUCAAUGUUGUGAUGAACUGCCUGCAUUGUUUUAUUAUAUUUGAAAUAAAACAUAUUUAAAACUUG